CCAUGUGGAUGUUGAAGAACUGUCAACAUUUCCUAGACACAAACUCGAAGACGAGAAGUCUUAUUGUUUAACUGCUCUACUUUUUACCUCAUCUUCUUUGGAAAGUACACCACCUACACUAAUCAAGAUGAAAGUUGUCGGAUCUACUUGCGCCCUGAAGAGCAAGGUCGGUGGCGAGGACGUGGUGCACUGCCUGUCCGAUCAGAGCCUAGCCAUCUCCAAGUGCAAGAUCCCGCUGCUGGACGAACACAUGAGCGUCUUCCUCCAGGACAUGAAUAGCUGCUAUAGCAAGCUGAAGGAGCUCGUGCCCACUCUGCCCACCAACAAGAAGGCCAGCAAAGUGGAAAUCCUGCAGCAUGUCAUUGACUACAUAUGGGACCUGCAGGUCGAACUGGACGAGCCGGAGAAGAGCCGCCAACACUCCACCAGCAGCGUCCCCCGCACACCGCUGACCACCCUGAACGCAGAGCUCGCCAGCAUCUCAGUGGAGAAUGGAUGCUCAGACGACAGGAUAAUGUGCCGUUAAGAGCCCGGGGAGCAUCGCACCACCAUCCCACAGCCAGCAUCGGAAAGAACGAACAAGGUUACCUGAUGUGACACCUCGAACGCAUCAAUUAAAAAAGGAAAGAAAACCUUGAACAGCGUAGGGACGUUUCAAACUCCCAAAAGUAGACAAAUAUCGUUGUGCGGACAUUCUCCGGCGGCGAGGAUCUCUGUCACUCACGGCUCUCGAUUCAUUAGAGGGCUCCGAGAGAGGAAGAAGACCGGUGGUGUCCGGAUAUAAUCUGCGUUAUCCGGGGGGAUCAAGACGAGUUCAGUGCAACCAGCGUCGCUUGUUGCUUGUAGAGUUUAAAAAAAAGCUAAUGUUUUUGUUACGCUCUUUGUAUCUUAUGUAAACCAUAGAGAAUUCAACAUUUUGUAAAGGAAAAAAGUACAUUUCUCAGAUUCCUGAGCGACAAACUGUAUUGUAUAUUACAAUGCCAUAUUAUGUGAAGAUAUUGUUUUCUUACAAUGUACCCUUAUUGGUGUUUUUAUUAAAACAAGACAAUUAUUUUUGAA
Monopterus albus (swamp eel) is the source of this 1059-nucleotide messenger RNA. RefSeq names its product inhibitor of DNA binding 1, HLH protein (gene id1). The record is from RefSeq and is a predicted model, not a curated record. Gene Ontology annotation, biological process: negative regulation of transcription by RNA polymerase II; cell differentiation; circadian regulation of gene expression. Gene Ontology annotation, cellular component: cytoplasm; nucleus. The transcript has 2 exons. Bases 128 to 526 code for a protein of 132 amino acids. NCBI's taxonomy places the organism in Eukaryota, Metazoa, Chordata, Actinopteri, Synbranchiformes, Synbranchidae. Gene Ontology annotation, molecular function: transcription regulator activity; protein dimerization activity.